Molecule: messenger RNA, 1151 nt
Organism: Ciona intestinalis (vase tunicate)
Lineage: Eukaryota; Metazoa; Chordata; Ascidiacea; Phlebobranchia; Cionidae
Source: RefSeq, a predicted model, not a curated record
CUGUUUUUAUUGCCAUUCGAGUUGUUAAUAUAUAAUGAGUGUGCAGAGUGUAAAUGGUAGGGAAUGUUUAGAGCAACAUUAAGGUUAACCUAUGUAACAAAACAACACCCACGUAGUCUGUUUGUUUCCUGUAUUAAAUCCACAUAUUAUGAUGUACUUGGGGUAAAGAGGGAUUCUUCCCAGGAGGAAAUUCGUGCGUCAUUUAUUGAGAAGUCCAAGGAUCUGCAUCCAGAUUCUUCAAACCAAGACACACAUCUGAAAUUUAUUGAAAUAAAUGAGGCAUAUUCUGUUCUUAGUCGAAUUGAUUUACGAUCACUAUACGAUAAAGAGCUUGAGGAUGCUACAGCUGGAGGUAUCGUGGUGGACAACCAUGCUGUGAACCCCUACCGCUCAUCUGCCUACCAAAGCCCAUAUCCUGCUUACAACGAAGCAUGGCAGAAUGCAGAUAGGUGGACAGACUACCAUAAUACAUACGGUACAAGCCGAGCAAAACGCGUCGCACAGCGAGGCCAGCAUCUCCCAUUUUGGAAGAACUUCUUUAACCACAAACUUGAGCAUGGGGGUGGGGGCCCACAGUUUGCGAGCCAUGGACCAGUGAAACGACAUCCUUUGUCAAAACAGUUCAAGUUUGCUUUGAUAAUGAUCGGGGUGAUUGUAAUUGCUGGAUUCUCGCUUAUUUGUAUAACAAAGGACGGCCAUUUUGAUUUUGAUAAGUUAAAAAGGGAAAGAACUUUACAGAUAUUAUCUAAAAUAAGCAGAAGUAACAGCAACCAAUUUUAUGACGAAAAGUAAAGUUAAUUUUUAUUUUCGUUAAAGUCCGAUGUUUUUAAUACAGUGUCUUAAUUCCCAUAAAAUUGAUAUAUUUUUGCCAUAUAAGCACCAAAUCCGGGGUUCCAUGGAAUAUUCUGCACUGCGUUAAUCAGUAAACAUUACAAAGUUAGGUCUCAUAUAAAUGUUUACUAACUACUCCUGGAUCAUCUAAUUCACCUGUAUUGAAAAAGUUUGUAUUCUAUUCUGUCUGAAUUACUUUUUAAAUUAUUACUUUAUUAUUUUUCAUUGUUUAGAAUACGAUCAGGAUAUUUGGAUAUUAUGUGUUAGCUGAAGGUAUUCCAUCUUCCCCACCCUACUAUAUUACUUUAUUAUUGUUCUAG